GACCUAAGCCGCAAGGAAAUAACGCGGCCGGCGUUGACGCGCUGGCCCAAACCCAUGACCAGCGACUGCUCUGGCGUGUGGCGUGUCGGCCCACCGACGUGCCAAAGUGGCUCUGCGUUGUGCAAGCUUGGUUCUGGCUUGGAGAAGAACUGCGCGGCGUCCACGACCGAACGCUUUCCAGUGCUGCCAGAACGGGCGCUCAGCCACUCUAAGGGGCUUUGCUGGUAGUCCCUGAAGGCGCGGAGGGUCGACUCUUCAGCUUGUUUCAUUGGCAGGAUUGAUGUUGCCUCAGUAUCCCCCCUUCUCUGCGCUUGUUUCGCUUGUUGCUGGUUGGGUGCACGAUUCUGUGCGCUCUUUGUCGCACUGCACUUUACUGGCACAAGCAUUACAAGCAGCACUUUUCUAGAGGGGGGGAAAGAAGCACAUCAACCCAUUUGUCGUGGACUGGCUGGGAUUCGAUCUGAGCGCACUCCAGACCAACUGCUUCAAAACCCUGGGCUGUGCGCUUACCGCUCUGGUUUUGGCUGCUGUUGCGUUCAUUGUUGGUUGUGCCCCUUUUUGCUUCCCUUGCUUUCUGAGCCGAUCGCUGAACACGACCGGGCUGCGCCUUUUGCUGGGCGAGCUGGUUGGCAAUUUUUACAACCCCCUCUUCUUUUGCUCUCGUCUCACGGCGAGAGUUUCCCCCCUCUCUCUCUUGUUAACAAUCCUAUUCAAUACAAGGUUUACUCUUUGACUCGACGAGCCCUAUCUUGUUUAAUACAAUCACAAAGCAAAUCGCUCUCUUGGCGAAAUCUGAACGUCCAGUCUCCUUUUUCGAACGCUCGGUCAUUUAUGGCGGCACUGACGUUGCUGCGAUCGCUGCCUCGCGCAGUCGUCACCGUGAGCGCAUCAUCAUCGUCUGGGUUGAUGCGCGGCAGUGUCAUCACGGCUGGUCGUAGCGGUAGUCGUAGCGGCGCAUUGGCUGCCCCUUGUUUGGCACGGCGAUCGGCGCGCUGCUUCUCAACCAUGACGCAGCCGUCGCUCGCCCAGCGCAGCUUCCAGUCAAACUAUGAACAGCAGCAACAGCAGCAACAACAACGCACGCCACCACACAACAGCAAGCUGCGAUUCAGAGUCAAGGAAGUCGCGUUGCACUCGACGUCGUUCAGGCUGUUUGUCGGCGGCGUUGCGGCACUGCUGGCGUACGCUUGGUACCAGGCUGAAGAAGUUCCGUUCACUGGUCGCCGGCGCAUGCUGCUGCUGCCUGCAUGGUUGGAAAAGCUGAUUGGGAAUCAGACAGACCAGGGCCUUGUGGCUGAAACGCGCGAAAUGUGGGUGUCCGAGUCAUCGCCUGCCUAUCAGCUCAUUCGAGAGGUCGGCGAGCGUAUCUGCACGGCCAAUGGCAUUCCGCCGUUGCGGUAUCACUUGGUUCGAAGCAACGAGCCAAACGCCUUUGUGACUCCUGGCGGGACUGUCUUUGUCUACACUGGCAUUCUACCCAUCAUGCAAAACGAGCAUGGUGCAGCUGUUGUUCUGAGCCACGAGAUUGGGCACUACAUUGCUCAUCACAGCUCGGAGCAAGUUUUGUUUAGCGUCAUUUUGGGAGCCUUCCGACUGCUGUGGGACUGGAACUCGGCCCUGCUAUCCAGUGUCUUUAAGGUUGCAGCAGAACUUCCCUUGUCCCGCAGCCGAGAAACGGAAGCCGAUUUGAUUGGACUCAUGUUGAUGGCACGCGCUUGCUUUAACAUUGACGAGGCACAACAGGUCUGGAAGCGAUUCGACGACCUGGCUCACCAGGACAACCCCGUUGAUCGCGCCGAGAAGCUCAAGUCGUGGCUUUCGACCCAUCCAUCCCAUUCCGAGCGCUUGAAGAACUUUGACCCGAAAGGCGAAUGGAUGGCCAAGGCCCGUGUCGAGCAGGACAAGGCGUGCUUGUAUGGCCAGGCACUGGAAGAGCAGCCUUCGUCGCCGUUGAGCCGCAUUCUCCGGCGCCAUCGCGAGCGUCGGUCGAGUUGACGAGCAGCGCGUUUUCUUGGCUUUGUUGAUCUGUAGUUGGUUUUUUUGGCGAGAUUGGCAAAUGAAGAAUCUAGGUCAGAAGUUGAGGUCAGAUUUUUGAAAUCCGGUUGGAUCAGCAAAGCCA
This is a messenger RNA of Capsaspora owczarzaki ATCC 30864, 2119 nucleotides long. RefSeq lists its product as hypothetical. Gene Ontology annotation, molecular function: metalloendopeptidase activity. The coding region runs from base 832 to 1995 and encodes 387 amino acids. The transcript has 7 exons. NCBI's taxonomy places the organism in Eukaryota, Filasterea, Ministeriida, Capsasporidae. The record is from RefSeq and is a predicted model, not a curated record. Gene Ontology annotation, cellular component: membrane.